AUGCUGCCAAAAUCAAGUUACUUUUUGAUAUUUGUACUGCUGGUAAUUUUUUUCACCGCAGGAUUCUUACCACCCAAACGUAGACCGAUUCUUUACAAUCGAUUGACGUUCAACUACACCGAAGAAAGCACCUCCUGGUAUUGUGACGAUGUGUUCUUCAGUGUAUUGAAACGGCACAUCAGUACUUAUGCGGAUGCUGAAAUCUCCGAAGAUCACAGUUUUUUGCAUAACAUGAGUUCCACCGAACCGGCCAAUAUUAGUUUCCAUCUGUUCACUCGGCAAAAUCCUACCACUAGCCAACGAUUAGUUCCGACGUUGGAAUCGGUUAAUGGUUCCUUCUUUAAUGUUUCCCGACCAACACGGGUGAUCGUGCAUGGAUUCUGCAACUGCCAGCACUCCCACUUCUGCCAGAGUGUCAAGGAUGCUCUACUGUUUGCGAAUGAUCUCAACAUUAUUUCCAUCGAUUGGAGUGAUACGGCUGGUUUGCUGGAUUAUAUUCUGCUAAGAUUGAGAUUGGACCAAGUUGCUGCAUCACUAGCGAACUUUGUGGACUUUCUACACAACUCGACAAACCUUGAUCUAAGGCAAGUACAUCUGAUUGGCCAUAGUAUGGGAGCGCAUCUUGCUGGCCUGAGUGGGAAGCGAGUUACCACCGGGCGUGUGGGAGCAAUAGUUGGUCUCGAUCCAGCCGGACCACUUUUUUCCAGUAAGGAUCCCAGAACACGGUUAGAUAGUACCGAUGCGGAAUACGUGGAAGUGAUACACACCAACGGUGGCACUCUGGGAAUCUACGAUCCGAUUGGCACAGCUGAUUUCUAUCCAAACGGAGGCAAACAUCAACCCGGAUGUUUGCCAUGGAUUUUCGGAAUGUCCUGUUCACAUGGUCGAGCAUGGGAGUUGUAUGCAGAGUCAGUCUACACUCCGAUUGGUUUUAAAGCCGUACCCUGUGAGAGCAUUCAAGAAAUCGAAGGAAGUGUGUGCCGAAUCGAUCUUCCUAAAGUGAAUAUGGGUGGUGAACCUGUGAAUGUAACAAAAUCAGGUCUUUACGUCCUUUCGACCAACAAUCGGUUCCCGUAUGCCAGGGGAUAG
Messenger RNA from Anopheles marshallii, 1089 nucleotides. Its product is annotated as pancreatic lipase-related protein 2-like. Gene Ontology annotation, molecular function: lipase activity. Lineage: Eukaryota; Metazoa; Arthropoda; Insecta; Diptera; Culicidae. The record is from RefSeq and is a predicted model, not a curated record. Bases 1 to 1089 code for a protein of 362 amino acids. Gene Ontology annotation, biological process: lipid metabolic process. The transcript has 3 exons.